Molecule: messenger RNA, 2223 nt
Organism: Labeo rohita (rohu)
Lineage: Eukaryota; Metazoa; Chordata; Actinopteri; Cypriniformes; Cyprinidae
Exons: 2
Coding region: 390-1916 (508 amino acids)
Biological process (GO): DNA integration
Molecular function (GO): nucleic acid binding
Source: RefSeq, a predicted model, not a curated record
CUUUUGUAACAGCUAGGUCCCGUGUCGCCCCCAAAAAACAACAGAGCAUUCCACGUCUUGAGCUGUGUGCAGCACUCACAGGUGCACAGCUUGCUAAAGUCCUGAAGACAGAGCUAACGUUACCACUUACUGGUGUCACGCUGUGGUCUGAUUCCACCACAGUGCUAACCUGGCUUUUAUCAGAUUCCUGUCACUUUAAGGUGUUUGUGGGGACCAGAGUGGCAGAAAUACAGGACUUAACUGAAUCUGACACCUGGCGUUAUGUACAGUCGAGUGCCAACCCAGCAGACGCCAUCACAAGAGGGAAGUCUCCUUCUGAUCUCCACAAAGAAAGCAGAUGGAACCAAGGCCCAGCAUUCCUCAGACAAAGACCAGACAGCUGGCCUGAGAUGCCACCAUUAGCCCAUGUAAACCAAGACAGUGAGCUGAAAAAGUCAACCUUCUGUGGACUGUUAACCUCUGCUCUGUCACUGCCAGAUCCUCAACAGUUUCACACUUUCAUAGACUACCUAAAUGCUCUUAUACAAUCAUCAGCUGAAAGCUCUCCGUCCAUUGCAACUGCUGAAGAUUAUAAAGAAGCUGAGCUCACAGCCCUCCGUCAGAUCCAGGCAGAGUCAUUCCCAGAUGAGGUGUUCCACUUGAAAUCUGGUAAAACCUUGCCAACCAAUAGUCGGCUUCUGUGUCUAGCCCCUGAACUGGAUAUUAGCACCAAUCUCAUUCGGGUUGGUGGUCGUCUCAGACAAAUCAGUUCACUAGAAGAAGAUAACAUCCACCCCAUCAUCCUUGAUCCACAUCACCCACUCACCAAGCUUAUCAUCAAAGACUAUGAUGAUCGUCUGCAUCACCCUGGACCAGAGAGGGUGUUUUCGGAACUCAGGAGAAAAUACUGGAUAUUAAGAGGACGAGCAGCUGUCAGACAUCAUCAGCGCCAGUGCACAGAAUGUCAAAAAUGGCGGGCCAAACCACAUCCCCCCAGAAUGGCAGACCUCCCACCAGCCCGGUUGAGAAUUCACCAGCCAGUUUUCUAUUCAACAGGGAUAGAUUGCUUUGGUCCCUAUCUCAUAAAGGUAGGACGCCGAAAUGAGAAGCGUUGGGGGAUCAUCUUCAAGUGUAUGACCACCCGUGCAGUGCAUAUCGAUCUCCUCGCAAGUCUGGACAGUGAUUCCUUCCUGAUGGCCCUUCGUCGCUUCAUUGCUCGACGAGGAAAACCCUUUGAAAUCCUAUCAGAUCAGGGAACAAAUUUCAAAGGUGGAGAAAGGGAGCUUCGAGAUGCCUACACUGCUCUUCAGCCUGAACUCCAAGCUCAACUCGCAAGUCAGCAAAUCAAGUUUGUGUUCAAUCCACCUAAUGCCCCACAUUUCGGUGGAUGCUGGGAGCGGGAGAUUCGGUCCCUGAAAACAGCCCUGCAAGUGACCCUCGGAUCACAGACAGUCACUGAAGAAGUAUUGCGGACUGUUCUCAUUGAAAUCGAGGGGAUUCUCAAUGCCAAACCUCUUGGUUACACAUCUUCAGACAUCGCUGACCCAGACCCAGUUACACCCAACAUCCUGUUGAUGGGGCGGCGGGAUGCCUCACUUCCACAAGUGACAUACCAGGAUUCUGAGCUUCUGAGUCGACGGAGAUGGAGGCACAGUCAGCUAUUGGCCGAUCACUUUUGGAAGCAAUUCAUCCGCAAUUAUCUGCCUAGCCUUCAAAUCAGACAGAAAUGGAUGUCAGAAACAGACAACCUACAGAUAGGUGAGACUGUUAUGAUUGUAGACCAACAACUACCUUGUGCACUCUGGCCUAUUGGAAGGAUUGUUCAAGUUUUUCCUGGAAAGGAUAAUCGAGUCAGAUCAGCUGAGAUCAAGGUGAAGGACAGAACUUACCUAAGGCCAGUGACAAAGAUCAUCAGCCUACCUCCAUUGCCUGAGUGACAUUCCAAUACUGAGUAGGGCCUUUCUUGUUGUUCAAAUUCACUAUGUGAAUUUGGGGGCGGCUGUAAGAAAGGCCACCCCUCGAAAGUGGACUAUUCCAAACCCUCCCGCCUGUAUUCGUGAUUUGGACUGUUCCAAAAACUUUCCGCGCUGUGGAAAACAAGACGGUAUUGAGGAUGGAUGUGUGGAUGUGCUUAUAGUCAAUAGUUGAUAAGUUAAAGUAGUUAGAAGUGCACUUGUUUAGAGAUUGUGUGGAUAUAUGUGUGCGUGCAACUAAUCAACCACACACAUCUUUGCACAAUAAAUC